This is a messenger RNA of Tripterygium wilfordii, 1560 nucleotides long. RefSeq lists its product as uncharacterized. Lineage: Eukaryota; Viridiplantae; Streptophyta; Magnoliopsida; Celastrales; Celastraceae. The transcript has a single exon. Gene Ontology annotation, molecular function: zinc ion binding. The record is from RefSeq and is a predicted model, not a curated record. Bases 1 to 1560 code for a protein of 519 amino acids.
AUGAGAGGUAUAAAGCUAAAAGAAACUGAACUUUUUCUUGUGAAAAAAUUCAAUGAUACUCACACAUGUUCGUUGGAAUUUGUGAAUCAUGGGCACAAGCAAGCAUCAGGAAGGGUGAUUGGUGAUUGCAUCAGGGCCAGAUAUGAAGGUGUUGGGCGUGUUUACAGACCAAAUGACAUAAUUCAGGAUAUUAGAAGAGAAUAUGGCAUUAAUAUUACCUAUGAUAAGGCAUGGAGGGCUAGAGAAUGUGCGCUUUAUUCUCUUCGUGGUUCACCGGAAGAAUCAUUUGCUUACUUACCCCAUUAUUGUGCUGUAUUGGAGAAUAAUAACCCUGGUACAAUUACUCAUAUUGAGUCUGAUGAUGAUAAUCGAUUCAAGUAUUUUUUCAUGGCAAUUGGUGCAAGCUUACGUGGAUUUCAUAGUUCAAUGCGCCCUGUUAUCGUCGUUGAUGGCACCCAUUUGAAGGGUAAGUAUUUGGGUACACUUUUUGUGGCAACUGCUUUGGAUGGAAAUGAGCAAAUUUAUCCAGUUGCUUUUGGCAUUGGUGAUUCUGAGAAUAAUGCAUCUUGGCAAUGGUUUUUUGAAAAAUUACGGGAUGCCAUUACAGUUGAAGACUUCUCACGGUUAUGUAUCAUUUCAGACAGAAAUCCUAGCAUUGAUAGGGCAGUUUCACUUGUAUUGCCUGGUUCAUUUCAUGGCGCAUGUAUCGUCCAUAUCCAACGAAACAUGAAGGCGAAAGGGUUCAACGAAUCUAUCAUCCCUAUAUAUCUUAAAGCUGCUAAGGUGUAUCGAACAUCUGAAUUCGAGCAUUUAAUGAAUCAGUUGCGUAAUGUCGACGGAGGUAGACCUUAUGCUUAUUUAGUUGAAGCUGGUUUCCAUAGGUGGUCUAGAGCACUGUCUUCUGGUAAGAGAUAUAGUAUCAUGACAACGAACAUUGCAGAGUGCUUGAAUGCUAUACUACGAGAUGCUCGAAGUUUGCCGAUUACAAUGCUAGUUGAACAAUUGCGUGCCAAAUUGCAGGAAUGGUUCAGUGCUCGUCGUAAUAACGCAGCAUCUGUCACGUCUUACCUAUGUUGCGAGUGUGACAAGGAAGUUAGAAAGAGAAGCAAUAGGUCACAACGACUAAAUGUUCAACCGAUAAGCCAUAGUGAGUACUAUGUACGAGAUGGUGAUCAAGAUGGACAGGUUGAUCUGCAAAACAAGACCUGUUCAUGCCGUGUGUUUGAUCUUGACCAACUUCCUUGUGUACACGCAUUGGCUGCAUGUCGAGUUCGGAACAUAUCUUUUAAUUCCUUGUGUUCUCCGUACUAUACGAAUGAGGCCCUAAUGUUAGCUUAUGCUGAAGCUAUAUACCCAGUAACUAUUGAGGAUCAACGCAAAGUUAGCGAGGACAACGUAUUGCUCCCACCGGCGACUAGACGUCAAGGGGGGAGGCCAAGACAACGAAGGAUCCCAUCAUCUGGUGAAACUAUAGCAGUGAGGAUAUGUUCCCGGUGUCGACAGCGAGGUCAUAAUCGUCAAACAUGCAAAGAGCCAAUCGCAUUGACUCCAACAUCAUAG